Molecule: messenger RNA, 174 nt
Organism: Gongylonema pulchrum
Lineage: Eukaryota; Metazoa; Nematoda; Chromadorea; Rhabditida; Gongylonematidae
Source: the annotation of a GenBank genome assembly
AUCCUGUACCUAUGGAUAUGCGAUUUUAAUUCCAGCCCGUAUUUCAGUGCCGCACUUACGUUCAUGCAAACUCCAACAAUCGAAGAAGGUGAGGCAGAAAUGGUGAUAUCAUCGGGUAGUUCGAAUGUAGAUUCUGAUGAUUCCGAUGAAACAUCUUCAUCUUAUACAUCAUAA